Daldinia childiae is the source of this 2454-nucleotide messenger RNA. Its product is annotated as Molybdenum cofactor sulfurase. The record is from RefSeq and is a predicted model, not a curated record. Gene Ontology annotation, molecular function: pyridoxal phosphate binding; molybdenum cofactor sulfurtransferase activity; molybdenum ion binding. Gene Ontology annotation, biological process: Mo-molybdopterin cofactor biosynthetic process. Lineage: Eukaryota; Fungi; Ascomycota; Sordariomycetes; Xylariales; Hypoxylaceae. The coding region runs from base 1 to 2454 and encodes 817 amino acids. The transcript has 2 exons.
AUGACGGACGGUGGUAGUACGGCAUAUAACAGCCGCAUCGAGGGGCUUCGACAAAAUGAAUUCCCCAUGUUGCGAGAUGAAAUCUAUCUUGACCAUGCUGGGACUACAUUGUAUGCGAAGUCCCUCGUGGACAAAUUCGCCGCUGAUAUGACGUCGAAUCUCUUUGGCAACCCUCAUUCCGCUUCCUUAUCCUCUCAGACUUCGACCUCUCGAAUUGAAGAUGUUCGACUCCGGGUCUUGCAAUUCUUCCAUGCUGAUCCCUCCGAGUUCGACUUUGUCUUUGUUGCUAACGCAACCGCAGGCAUUAAGCUGGUCACUGAUGCUUUUCGGGGCCACGAGCUCGGUUUUGACUACUUCUAUCAUCAAGCAUGUCACACCAGCUUAGUCGGUGUUCGAGAAGAAGCUUCACAUAGUCUUUGUCUGGAUGAUACUGCUGUACGUGAUUGGAUUAGUGGGACUAAUCCGACUGCUGAAUUUGAGCAUCAUGCCGGGCCAGUCCUUUUUGCGUACCCAGCCCAAUCCAAUAUGGACGGCAGAAGACUUCCUCUAGAUUGGUCCGAUGAAGUACGCAAAGGCCAAUCUAAUUCAGACCGCCCAAUUUUCACCUUGCUAGAUGCCGCAGCAUUUGCUUCAACGUCCCCUCUGAACUUGAGCAACUCAGAAACGGCUCCCGACUUUACUGUACUGAGCUUUUACAAGAUAUUCGGAUUUCCGGACCUGGGUGGGCUUAUCGUGAGACGCCAAGCGGCGUCGAUUUUUUUGUCACGUAAAUACUUCGGAGGUGGCACGGUCGAUAUGGUAGUCUGUCUUAAAGAACAAUGGCAUGCUCCCAAAUCGCAAGCCUUACACGAAUCGCUAGAAGAUGGGACACUGCCAGUGCAUAGUAUCAUCGCGUUGGCCUCGGCUCUUGAUGUUCAUCGCCAAUUAUUCAACACCAUGGAAGAUGUCGCAGGCCAUACAUCGUCCCUAUGUCGAAGACUAUAUCGUGGUUUAGAUGUUCUUAGGCAUGGUAAUGACCAACCAGUCUGUGUUGUGUACUCACAACUCCCUCUCAUGUCGAAUAGCGGUCCGGUCAUAGCUUUCAACUUACGAAAUCACCUGGGGGGUUGGGUUAGUUUGGCUGAAUUCGAGAAGCUCGCGGUGUUGAAACGGUUUCAUAUCCGCACAGGAGGGCUCUGCAACCCAGGUGGAAUCGCAUCUUCCCUUAACCUUGAACCAUGGGAAAUGAAGAAAAACUUUUCUUCUGGUUUUAGAUGCGGGACUGAUAAUGACAUUAUUGGCGGAAAGCCAACAGGAGUUAUUAGAGUAAGCCUGGGAGCUAUGAGCACUAUUUCAGAUGUUGAUAAGUUCGUUGAGUUCAUUGCUGAGUUCUAUCGAAUUGAAAACAUCCCUAAACCUGUGUCUACAAUUCCAAUCCCAUCUCCCCAAACCCCACCUGAUCUAUACUUGAAAAACAUCACGGUUUUCCCGAUCAAGAGUUGUGGCGGGUUCUAUGUUCCUUCCGGGGUAAUGUGGGAAGUAAGAGAAGAGGGACUGGCAUGGGAUCGAGAAUGGUGCUUGGUUCAUCGAGGUACUGGUCAAGCAUUAAGCCAGAAGCGACAUCCGCGCAUGGCUCUUAUACGACCGGUGAUUGAUUUUGCUAAGGGUCAUUUGCGAGUUUCGUAUUUAGGCCCUUUGAAGACAGAUGAACCCGAGCUAAAUAUCCCUCUAUCCGCAAAUCCGUCCCUAUUUCAAGCUGGUGCUGCUUCCAAACAGAUGGCUUCCAGGGUUUGUGGUGAAGAAAUAUCAGCGCAAAUAUAUACAUCGAAUAGCGUGAAUGAAUAUUUUUCAAAAAUUCUGGAUGUGCCGUGUAUGCUAGCUCGAUUCCCACCAGGCGGCUUGGGGAAAAGUAUGCGGCAUGCUAAGGCCCACCUCCAGAAACACCAAAAGGUCAAUAAGAAGAUACAGUACAAGAUACCUAGCCAGUUGCCAGGAAUGGAUACGCCACCUGAUUCAGAUUCCGAAUCUGAGCGGCAGCGGAUUCUACUAUCGAAUGAAAGUCCAAUCCUCGCAAUAAACUUAUCCAGCUUAGAGAUGUUGAAUCAUCAGAUAGUCGAGCAAGGCGGGAGACCUAUCUCUCCAGGAGUGUUUCGAGCAAACAUCGUCAUCGCCUCCUCAACUUCAGAAUCACAGUCGCUUGCCUAUUCAGAAGAUCAUUGGUCGAGUUUAAGAAUUGGACAACAGGAUUUCAAGAUGCUGGGUUCCUGUCGGAGAUGCCAUAUGAUAUGCAUAGACCAAGAUACAGCCAAAAAAAGCGAGGAGCCGUUCGUGACCUUGGCCAAGACGAGAAGGUUUGAUGGCAAGGUGUUCUUUGGAACGCAUAUGUGCCAUAUGCCUUUACCAAGAGCUGACACUAAGGAGGCCCAGUUUCCUACCAUUGCGGUGGGAGAUAAAGUACUUAUAGAUCCAGUCUAA